AUAACGCAUUUCAUUUAUCAAGCUUUUAUGUUAUUUUUUAUCUUUAAAAUCGAAUGUUUUCCUCCCCAGAAUAAAGGGCCCAAGAACUAAUGAUGAGCCUUUCCACUUGAAUGUGUGUGGUCACUCAAGGCACAUUCUUGACCAGAAGGGGGCAGAUGAAAUUGAAACGGAUAGGUGUAAUAUUCUGGAAUUCUGAGAAGUAAAUGUUAGACUACUAUUCACUAGAGAAGGCUCAGACAACAUCCUUGUUUGCGACACGGGUUUAAUCUUUACAUCGUGAGAGUUUCAGAGACAAAAUGACCGUUGGCAAUAGUUCCUGCCUGGUUUGGCAACUCCAGAGAUUACAACAGCAGUUCGUUAUGGGUCAGCAAGUCUGUGCGUAAACGUGCAGUUUCCCAGUUAUUUUCAGCAAACCUGCAUUUGAUCUUGAUAGUUAUACCUUCUUUUUUUACUCUGCAUUGCGGACCAUCCAAAUAUCCUUUUUUCUUUUUUCUUUAGCCGCUAUUUCCGUCACAUGACGGAAAUCAGUGGAGAGCAAACACUUCUGCCGUUUUAGCCUUAUAAAAAAGGAUAUUCAAGUGCAAAGUGUGCUUCCUCCGUGGGCAGCAAAGAAUUACAGGGCGACUUUUGGCCCAAGAAAUUUCCUUCUGAAAGGCAAGACGUAACAAUUAAUCGUACGCUGCAGGAGUUGGUUUAACAGCCAACUUUGGGGAACUGCGCUCAUCCUAGAAGAGAAUUUUCUUCCAGCUGUUCGCUUGCUGAUUUUGGGGCGUCGGUAGCUCAUGAGAUAACUUUGAAAAAGUGUUCGAGCUAAUGUUGUGCACAGUUUGAAGAAUGCCUACGAACGGGAAUACCGAAAAAGUGGACUCUGAGACUUUAGAGGACCAAGGCGCUAACGGUAACUCGGCUGAUGUCGAUUCCAAGACAAAAGAUUUUGACCUUGCAGCAGUGUAUGUCUCAGAUGCCCAAUACAAUAGGAACAUCUUCUUUGACACCUCUCCUCAAGCAGUCAGACUAUAUCAGCUCUACAACCACUGGGGCAUGCAAGUGCUUAUCUAUCUCUUCAUAAUUGUGGAUCUAGGGUUAGCUGUGUUUGAGGAGCCAGCCCUGAUUCCUGAUAUGCCAAUAUGGGCCACCUCCAUAGUGGAGCUUAUUUGUCUAAUGGCUUUUACAGCAAGGCUCAUUCACUAUUCCAAAGUCAUUUCCCAUGAGAGGUUCUGGCGAGACCCAAAGAACAUUUGUAUCAUUGUCAUCAUUUCACUCUCUCUGAUUGACAUGAUCACAUAUGUGGGUUUGAAAACUGCUGGACAUUUUGGAGUUCGUUGGUCCCGACUCCUCAGACCUCUUCUGCUUGUGAACAUCACAGAGGGUCGACAGCUGCGUCGGGCAUUCCGGAGCAUUCGUAACGCCCUGCCGCAGAUCUCCUAUGUCUUCUUCCUGUUCAUGUUCAGUGUGUCCAUGUUCUCCCUCAUGGCCCUCAAACUGUUUGGGAAAAGGGGUCUUAAGACAAUGGAAGGAACCCCGUAUUUUACAGACUACUUGGAGAUUGUCUUUCAGCUUUAUGUUCUCGUCACCACUGCCAACAGUCCAGAUGUCAUGAUGCCAGCCUACAACUACAGUAGUUUCUUUGCUGUUUUCUUCAUCGUCUACAUCCUCAUAAACACCUACAUUUUCAUGUCGGUCUUCCUCGCGGUUGUAUACAACAACUACAAAAAAUACCUGAAGGAGGAAGUACGGCAACUUGUGAAGGCCAAAAGGAGGAAGAUGGUGCGGGCCUUCUCUCUGCUCCAGCAGUCUGGUCUCGGGGAGGAGCCGGCGGUGAGCCAGGCCCGCUGGAAACAGCUGGUGUGUUUGGUGCAGCCGGGCAUCAGCAGCGCACACAGGGAGCUUCUGUGGAGCGUCUCCGACGAGAACAAGAACGGUUACAUAGGAAAGUUGGCAUUUGUCCAGCUUCCAGAUCUGCUGAACAUCGAGGUUAUUACGAUGAAGACCCGGCCACACCCAUUGACAACACGGUUCCCUGGAUUCUAUGAAUCCACCGCUAGCCGCUUUGUCCGACGCAUAGUGCAGCACAAGGCGUUUGUGUACAUCUAUGACCUCAUCAUCCUGGUGAACGCGGUGUUCAUUGGUCUGGACGAGGAGAACCCGUUCAUAGCCAACGCAGAGUGGGUCUUCCUGGCGCUCUACCUGCUGGAGAUCCUGCUGAAGCUCUACACGUGGGACCCUCGAGCCUUCUUCUCCAGACACCAGUUUUGGAACUGGUUCGACACAGUCAUUGUUAUAGCUGCUCUGAUUGCCACCAUCUUUAACUCGGCUCUGACGUCCUCUGAGGGCUAUACCAGCCGCCAGAUCCUGGACAUUGUUUUCAUCCUGCGAGUCCUCAGGCUUGUGCGUGUGGUAGACAGCAUCCAAAGGUUUCGAACAAUAAUAAACACCCUCAUCAAAAUUGGGCCAACUAUUAGCACAUUUGGCCAGCUUAUAUUGGUGAUCUACUACAUAUUUGCCAUGGUUGGUAUGGAGUUGUUCAAGGACAAAGUCCAUUUUUUCCCACCCAACUCCACAGACCCGCACAAAGAUUACUGUGGAAAUCCUCUCCUGAAAGGGACCGCUUUUGCCAAAUUCAAUUAUUGCAAGAAUAACUUCAACGAUGUUGUGUCUUCUUUCAUUCUGUUGCUGGAGCUCACAGUAGUCAACCAAUGGCAUGAGUUGGCAGGUGGGUUCACAGCUGUCACCCAUGUCUCGGCACGCAUCUUUUUUGUGAUUUUCCACAUUGUGGUUGUGAUCAUCAUCAUCAACAUAUUUGUGGCCUUUAUUCUCGAAGCCUUUUUUGUUGAGUACACGGUGGACAAAAGUCACUUACAGACGUCUAUAGAGAAGAAAAUUGAAGAACUGGAGUUAAACAUAAACUUGGAUGAACCAGGAGGCAACUUGGUGGAUUUAAUGGAGACGAAUGAGAACGACUUGGGUCCCUCUGCGGCUCCAAAGGACCGGCCGGCACUCAUGUUCAAGAUCGCUUCAAAAAGAUAUAAAACGGUGGAUGGCCUGCUGCAGAAGAUGUUUGAAGCAGACCUCAGUAAAGAGGACCUCGAUGAAGAGGAUGAAAGUCCAAACAUUACAAAUCCAGUUUUUGGCUCAGUAUAACCAGGACUGAAAGGGAACAAACAAAUACUUAAGCUAUAAUUAUUUCCCUAAAAUAAAUAGCUAAUGCAUAUUUUUGCACCGUGUAUUUUUAAAAGAGACUAUACAUUUGGAGAAUGUACAGUAUGCAAACCAAAUGUCAACCACUGUUUAGCCUACCUGCAUAUUUCAAAUAUUUGUGUGAAUGGUUUCUGGAUGGAAUUGGCUGUGAGCCACGUACACAGCCUAAUAAAACAAACUCUUUCCAUGUUACAUUUUGAGUAAUAGAAUGAUAUAUUGAUUAAAUGCCCAUUUGACAAAA
Molecule: messenger RNA, 3439 nt
Organism: Clupea harengus (Atlantic herring)
Lineage: Eukaryota; Metazoa; Chordata; Actinopteri; Clupeiformes; Clupeidae
Gene: tpcn3
Product: two pore segment channel 3
Exons: 19
Coding region: 835-3141 (768 amino acids)
Biological process (GO): monoatomic ion transport; transmembrane transport
Cellular component (GO): membrane
Molecular function (GO): monoatomic ion channel activity
Source: RefSeq, a predicted model, not a curated record